Molecule: messenger RNA, 2171 nt
Organism: Dama dama (fallow deer)
Lineage: Eukaryota; Metazoa; Chordata; Mammalia; Artiodactyla; Cervidae
Gene: BRD7
Product: bromodomain containing 7
Exons: 17
Coding region: 109-2067 (652 amino acids)
Biological process (GO): regulation of transcription by RNA polymerase II
Cellular component (GO): nucleus
Source: RefSeq, a predicted model, not a curated record
GGGUCUCGCGGGCCCCGCUCCCGCCCUCCGCUCGCCUGGCCCGGACCGGAAGCGGCGCCGCACGGCCUGGGCCUGGCGCGGGGGGCGGGCACCGGGGCCCGAUCGGACAUGGGCAAGAAGCACAAAAAGCAUAAGUCGGACAAACACCUCUACGAGGAGUAUGUAGAGAAGCCCCUGAAGCUGGUCCUCAAAGUGGGAGGGAACGAAGUUACCGAGCUCUCCACGGGCAGCUCUGGGCACGACUCCAGCCUCUUUGAAGACAAAAACGAUCAUGACAAACACAAAGAGAGAAAGCGGAAAAAGAGAAAGAAAGGAGAGAAGCAGAUUCCAGGGGAAGAAAAAGGGAGAAAACGGAGACGUGUAAAGGAGGAUAAAAGAAAGCGAGACCGUGACCAUGUGGAUAUUGAGGUAGAAAAAGACCUACAGUGUCAGGCCCCUGUACGAUUAGACUUGCCUCCUGAGAAGCCUCUUGCAAGCUCUUUAGCCAAACAAGAAGAAGUAGAACAGACACCUCUUCAAGAAGCUUUGAAUCAACUGAUGAGACAACUGCAGAGAAAAGACCCAAGUGCUUUCUUUUCAUUUCCUGUGACUGAUUUUAUUGCCCCUGGCUACUCCAUGAUCAUUAAACACCCAAUGGAUUUUAGUACCAUGAAAGAAAAGAUCAAGAACAAUGAUUACCAGUCCAUAGAAGAACUGAAGGAUAACUUCAAACUGAUGUGUACUAACGCUAUGAUUUACAACAAGCCAGAGACGAUUUAUUAUAAAGCUGCGAAAAAGCUGUUGCACUCAGGGAUGAAAAUUCUUAGCCAGGAGAGAAUUCAGAGCCUGAAGCAGAGCAUAGACUUCAUGGCAGACUUGCAGAAAAGUCGGAAGCAGAGAGACAGGACAGACACCUCGCAGAGUGGGGAGGAGAGCGGCUCCUGGCCAAGAGAGAGGGACGACACUGGAGACGCUGAGGCACAGGGCUUCAAGAGCCCCAAUAAGGAGAAUAAAAAGAAAGACAAAGAUGUGCUUGAAGAUAAAUUUAAAAGCAAUAGUUUAGAAAGAGAGCAGGAGCAGAUUGACCGCAUCGUUAAGGAAUCUGGAGGAAAGCUGACCAGGAGGCUUGUUAAUAGUCAGUGUGAAUUUGAAAGGAGAAAGCCAGAUGGAACAACAACAUUGGGACUUCUCCAUCCUGUGGAUCCUGUUGUAGGAGAACCAGGCUAUUGUCCUGUGAGACUGGGGAUGACAACUGGAAGACUUCAGUCUGGAGUGAAUACUUUGCAGGGAUUCAAAGAAGAUAAAAGAAACAAAGUGACUCCAGUGUUGUACUUGAGUUAUGGACCCUACAGCUCUUACGCACCACAUUAUGACUCCACAUUUGCAAACAUCAGCAAGGACGACUCUGACCUGAUCUAUUCAGCCUACGGGGAAGACCCUGACCUCCCCGGUGACUUCAGCAUCCAUGAGUUUUUGGCCACAUGCCAAGAUUAUCCAUAUGUUAUGGCAGAUAGUUUACUGGAUGUUUUAACAAAAGGAGGACAUUCUAGAACCCUGCAGGAGUCCGAGACGUCAUCUCCUGAAGAUGAAGGCCAGACUAGGAUCCUUGACACAGCAAAAGAAAUGGAGCAGGUUACAGAAGUUGAACUAACAGGGCGUUUAGACUCCAGUAAUCAAGACAAGCUCACAGCACUGAAAGCAGUAACACACUUCGGAGCUCCAGUUGAAGUCUUUGACUCUGAAGAAGCUGAAGUGUUCCAGAGGAAACUUGAUGAGACCACCAAACUGCUCAGAGAGCUCCAGGAAGCCCAGAAUGAGCGUCUGAGCACCAGACCCCCUCCCAACAUGAUCUGUCUCUUGGGUCCGUCAUACAGAGAAAUGCAUCUCGCUGAACAAGUGACAAAUAACCUGAAAGAACUUGCACAGCAAGUAACUCCAGGCGAUAUUGUAAGCACAUACGGACUCCGAAAAGCGAUGGGAAUUUCCGUCCCCUCCCCGGGCAUUGAAAACCACCUUGUCGAUCUAACAGAAGAUUUUGAAGAACCUAAAAAGACUGAUGUUACUGAGUGUGAACCUGAUGGGAUUUGAAGCUAUCUGGUAUUUGAUUAUAUAUUAUGUAUAUAUUUUUUUCAUUAACUUGGAAAUGCUUUUCAGAAGAUAUUAAAUAUUUGUAAAUUGUGUUUUUAAUUAAA